AUGACUCAAGACAAAUAUGUUUAAAAUGAUAUGAUUACAUUAUGGUAAUGUUCGAUAACUCAAAUAAAUACUGCAAUCUUAAAACCUGUUAAUCAAGAAUAAAGAUAAACAUCAAAAAUCACUUAGAUUCCAAGUAUGAUCUAUUCAUAAUUGAGCAAAUCGAUUACAUAUAAUUUAACUUAGUGUUCUUUCUAAUUAUUAGUAAAAAAAUAAAAUGAAAGAUAAAAAAACACAAUAGAAAAAUAAAAUUAGCAAUCAAACAAUAAAUUUCCAAUUUAACAUAGAUAUUAGAUAGAUGAUAAUAAAAAAUCCCUUCAUACAAUUCCAAAAAGAUAUAGAAGCAUAUCAAGCCAAUAUUCUCCUACAAAUCUUUAACAUUAUUUAAAUCAAAAAGAAUCAAAUUUGAGUGUUAAUAAAAAAUGGUUAUAAGUUUCACCUCACAAAUAAUCACAUAGUACAUAAUUAAGAGUAUAAGCUUAAUUGAAUGCUUAAUAAGUUAAAUAAAAUUUUAUCGAUAGAUGUAGAACUACAACAGGAUCUUUAGCAAAUAAACAUAUACUCCUGAGUUCAAAAUUUUUGAAUUUUUAAGCAUUAGAAUAUUGA
Paramecium pentaurelia is the source of this 603-nucleotide messenger RNA. NCBI's taxonomy places the organism in Eukaryota, Ciliophora, Oligohymenophorea, Peniculida, Parameciidae. The record is from the annotation of a GenBank genome assembly.